AUGUAUGAAGAGGCCAGCAAUUGGAAGUAUGCAAACACACCUGUGGAGGAGGAGUUAGAAGAGCUUGCAUGGCAGAUUGCAAAUGAGAAAGAUGCAUCUCGUAUCUUGACGAGGAUAUGCCAGUGCCUGGACACCAGUGGAUGGGUUUUUAAGGAUAGCUCAUUGAAAUGCUGGAAGAAUGCAAGCGAUAGGCUACUUCUUAUUGUUCAUGAGAUAGGAGAGAAGUAUUUUUGCGAAGGAGUGCAGGUAAGCAAGAUAUGCGAUGCAGACAAGGCGAUGGUUGUUGCAAUAUUCAGGUUUUACCAGAGGAUGUAUGCGUAUUCGAAGCAUAAGUAUCCACUGGAUGUAUCAGACCAUGUGAUGAGGUAUGUAUAUGCAAUUGAUGUCGAUGUGGUGAUUGAGGCAUACAAGGUGCUUAGCUUUAGCUUGCAGUUUUGCAUUGGGCUGGAGGAGUAUGCUCAGGAUCAUGAGAUGCUUCUGAAAUGCAUUGAGAUUGGAUUGGAUGAGGAUGAAAUGAGCGAGUUGAGUGUAUCUGAAGGGUUUUUUGAAAGCAUACCUGAUGAAAUGCUUGAUGCCAGUGUGUUUACAGAUAAGGGGUGUGGCUGUGCAGAAUUGAAUAAUGUAGCGGAGAAUGCAAGAUGCAGUGGAUGUAGUAGAAGUACACAGCAAAUAAAGGAAGCAUUGAUAGCAGGGGCAGCAAAGUACGGCAGGGGAAAGUACGUGUUUGAGCUGCGAAAGAAGGUAUGCAGUGACAGAGCAGAGAGGCUGGAUGUUAUACGAAUUCUUGCAAGGUGUGUGUUCCUUGUACUUGCAAAAGGAGGAGAGGUGUUUGAUUGUGCAGCAGGAAGGAUGGAUGCGCUUGAGAUGAACGGAAUAAUGAAUCGGGAGAUGUCUGAUGAUAUGGAGUUUGCAGUGAUGAGCCUGGUGGAUGUGCUGAUUUACUAUGGAGUUGAUUUUUCGAAGGUUUCUGUGACGCUUGGGCUAGAUGAUGCGAAUGGCCCGUUUUAUUGUAGGUUUGCAGCGGGCUUGAAUGAGAAGGUGUUUGAAAGACAUAUGAUUUUUUUUGUGAACAAUGCGCUUGUCCUGAACCAGAAGGCGCGGUAUCUGAAGAUGGAUGUGCUGAUGGGAUGUGUUGAAGCCUUCAGGCAGUGUGGAGCAGAUGCUAGGUAUCACAUCCUACGAUCAUUAAAGAUGUACUGUAAGGAGUCUAGAUCCAGAGGGCUUUCUGAGUUUGUUUUACGAGGAGGGAUUGCGAUGCUUGAAGGAUACUUGAAAGACAGCUGGCAAUAUGGAAUAAGCGAGAAUGUGAAUGUGAGGUAUGCAGUGAAGGUGGUGGGCGAGAUAUACAUGCAUGAUUGGAGAGGUGAGAUGGGUGUUGGUGGGUUUGAGGACAGUGUGUUUCUUGGCAUAGUGAUUGAUAUGAUACUAAGGUUGUAUUCUGUGGAUAUUCGAACUGUGUGUGUCUGCAUGAGGGUUUUAUCAUGCUUUGCAUUUGGAAAUCCUUUGAGUAUAGCAAGGCUGGUUGAGAGAGAAGCAAUGGCUGUGUUUGAAAGGAUGCUGAUGGCCGAGAUAACGAUGGAGUGUUUUUCCGAGAUAGUGUCGUGCAUGGAUGCCUUUUCUCUGAACCUUGGUGCACAAAGGAUGAUUUGUGAUGCAGAGUAUCUGCUUAAGAUGUUGUUUAUGCUGAGAGAGGAUGAGUUUCUGAAGACAGCAGGCGGAAGCAGCAAGGUGGCAUCGCUUCUGAAUGUGCUUAUCAUGCAUCAUCCGGUUUUCAGAGAGGAUGUGGUGAAGUUUUGCAUGGCAUAUAUGCGAUGCCUAAUGAGUGUGUUUGAGAUGCAAGCAAAGAAUGUGUUUGUGGUGGAUGAGUGGAAGAUGAGUGUAAUGAAUAAUUUUUUUGGGUUUGCUGUGAAGAUGCAGGCGUAUCCGGAUGGAGAUGGUGCAUGUACUCUUUUCAGUGAGAUCAGUGAAUUUUUUGUAGACGCAAGAUAUGCAUGUAGAAUGCACAGCCCGAUGAAAGGGGCUUUUGUCGAGAUGCUUCGAGGUAUUUAUAGCAGGAUUGAUGGAGAUGGAGGAAUGAUACAAAUGUUCAUAAGAGACAGCAAGGUGAUGGCUGAUUUCUGUGGCAAUCGAAUACAUAGUGGGGUAAUUGAUGGAUAUUCAUGGACGGUUGAUGAUGAGGGAGACGAUGUGGUGGAUAGGCUAAUGUUUUCGUAUAGUAAUCAUCUUGCAUUGAUGUGCAUACUGAUUGAUGAUGUUGUACAGAAUAAGGAUUAUGUUUUAGCAGCUGAUCUUGAGAUGGUGCUGGAGAGUGUUGGUGUGAAAAUGCUUUUGGAGAUGUUUGAUACAGUUGGGGAAGUGUAUAUGGGAUUGUCAGGGCUUUCUGAUGUGUUUUUGGAUGCGCCUGAUGCAGAUAUGUUUCUUUUGCUCUGUAAGGUUGUAAGUGUUGAUCUUGAUGAGGAUGCUUCGAAGUGCAGUGUACGUUUGUGUGUGAUAAGGUCGAUUUAUUCAUGCGUGGUGUAUCUUGUGCGGACUCUCUGGAAGGUUUUAGUGGAAGCUGCGCCUGUGCAUGGAGUUAAGUUUCUGCAGAAAGCAGCAGGUGUCUGCUUGCAGGAUGAAGGAAGGUCUGUAGUGCUGAUGACACGGCUGUUCAAGAAGCUAUGUCCAUAUUUCAGAUCUGAGCAUUGUGAUGUGGUGUGUGGGGAUGAGUUUGGGAAGCAGCUGCUUGGCAUUUCCACAGGGCACAUGAAGGUCAUUGCAGUUGUGAAUUUCAUUAUGAGUGAGCUUCUGUAUACGGUGAGAGAGGAUGAAGUGUUUAGGCGAAAUUUUCUGCAGUAUCUGCUUGAUAUUGGCAUGAAGGAUUGCAGUAAUAGUGGUGCUGGGGAUAAGCAGCAGAGCUUUACAUUGAACAAUGUUGUUAUUGAUGCUGUCCAGAGCAUAUUUGAUGAAGAAGAUGGCAGCCAGGUCAAAAUGUUAGGGCAUGACAUGCAGAUGGUUAUGCGCAUAUAUGAGAAGUUUUAUGUGUCGCCAGCAUGCAAAGAGAUUAGCAUUCGAAGGCUUGUGCAAUCACGAAUGUAUUUACAGAGACUGUUGAGGAUCGGGGCAUAUUCGUCUAUUCGGCGGUUCUUGAUGAGGGACAGGAAGGUUUACGAGUAUGCUUGUGCAUCUAUUGCUGAUUUUGAAUAUUCUAAUGAGUUUGUUGAGAUGGCGAGUGAUGUUUUUCUGUCUGCAAGCGUUGGGAUGUGUCCGCAUGUGAUUGAUGUGCGGCAAGUUGAAGAGAAGAUUCCGAUGCUGAUUGACUCUGAUGUAUCGGUGUGUAAGGUGCUGUAUUUUCUCAGGAUGUAUUUCCGGCUGCUGAAUGCUUUGAAGAUGCCGUUGCCUUACAGCUUUGAUCUUGAGAAGUUGAUGCUGCGGGUCAGAACAUGCAACGAGAUGAUAGAGAUGCGGAUGUUUUUGGGAUAUGCUAUCCGGCCUGGGAUUCAGGAUGCACUGAUCAAAGUAGAGUUUCCGAAGCAUACGACAGAAGUGAUGGAUGCAGAUGAGUUUUUGAGGCCUCUGUGCUUUUUGAUGUACAGAGACUAUGGGAUGUUUGCGAGAAGGUAUGUGGAAGCUGUUGCAAAGCAGAACAAGAUGUAUUGUACAGAGGAUGAGCCAUGCAGAGUGGACUGUGCUUGUAGUGAUGCAAAUGAAUUAGAGUAUGAUAGCGAAGAGGUGUAUGUCAGGAAGCUUAUUAUACUGCUUGAUUCGCAAAAGUGUUUGAACAAAGCAGUGCAGUUUCUUUCUGAAAUAGUGAUGAAUAAUCCAUCGCUUGCUGGAAAGAUAUGUACGCCUUCUGUGCUGAACAAAGUUUAUGAAAAGUGUAUUGGAGAGGUGGAUUUUUCGUUGAGGCAUGGGCAUGAUCAAGAGAUACAUCGUGGGAUUUGCUUGUUUGCAGUUGGAUUGAUUGCUGAAUCGCGAGUUGUGGAUGAUGCUUGCAGUGUGGGAAGUGAUGGAGUGGCGAUUGAAGUGGAUGCAGACAGGAUGCCUGUGUGUGCGUUUUUGGCCUCGAAGGUCAGGGGCGGGGAUGAAGAGGCGUUUAUGCGUGCGGUGUAUAUAAUUGGAAGGUGCUUGGUUCCACAAGUUGUUUUGAGGCACGAGCGUGAGGAUGAUGGAACAAAAGAGGAUCUCCGAAGAUGCUCGUUAUUUUUGAGUACAUCUGGGAUGUUCUGUGAAAUUGUUAGGAGGCUAGGGUGUGUAGAAGAAAGCAGCAGCAUCUAUGAGCUAUGCAUGCACUAUGGACUAGAUUGCUUGAAUAAGAUACACUCUCAUUGCUAUGGAAAUGCCUUGAAUGCAAUUGAGGACUAUGAAAAUGAAUCGCAUGAUGACUAUUUCAGUGUUGUAUCUGAUGAGCAAGAGCUCAGCGACAGUGGAGUGUCUGAAGCGGGUCAUUUUGAGGGCACGCCGUUUGAUGGAAUAGAGAUAGAGAUAGAGGAAGAAGGCGUGGAUGGCAGCAUGAGUAGCGAGGAAACGAGAUCCGAGGAUGUUGCGGUUAUAAAGAGCAUUGAGACUGAGUAUGAAAUGCCAACUGCAAUGUACAUGAUGUGUAUGGAAUACAACGGACUAUGUUCUGAAGUCAGAGAAGAUGUUGAAGGAAUCUUAUGUAGGAAGCUGUAUGAAGACGUAGUGGUGAAAGAAAUGAAAUGUUGUCAGAGUAUGGUGGUUGAUACAUUGCGUGGUUCUGAAUGUGCAUAUAUGUGUAUGAAGAAUGGCGAUUGCAUUCAGCAUGGCUCUGAAGCCAGAGAUGAUGAUGAAAGAAUGAGUGGAGAAGGAGACGGGGAAUUUGUUGAGAGUGGGAAUGAUGAGGUUGAAGUGAUGAGAUGGGAUGCAUGGGCCAAUGAAUUGCCUGUACGUAACAUUGCGGCUGAGAAGCAAGAGGAAAGUGAGGUGGAUGAUUUUGAAUGCACUUCUACACAGUAUGAAUAUGACGAAGGAUCGUCUGAGUCUGAUAUGGGUGUUGAUGGUGGAGAAAUGCCUAUGCUUGAGGCAUCAGCACUCAAUGCGAUGGAGACAAGUGAGCUGAUAGAGUGUUUGGAUAAUUAUUUUAUUGAUAGACGUGCAAAGUCGAUGGAUUAUACAGGGCUGGCUGUUGAGUUCUAUAGCCAGCUCUCGAGUGAGGUUAGGGCUGUUUUUGAGGAGAAAGAAAGGGUUUACAGAGAGAGUUUUUUCAGGUAUGGAGCGGAGAACGAGAGCAGUAAAGAUGCGAAUGAGUCUAUAAUGAGUGUGCGAGAAAGUGUUGAAGUGGAUGAGGCUGUGCUUUCUGUAUUUGUAGGCAAAAUGAUUGCUGAGAAGGAGAUUGUUUUUUUGAAGGGCAGGAAAUUGAUUGAAGGGAUGUGCAUGAGCGCCAGGAUGAGAAAUGUUGUAUUUGAAGCCGUAAGGGAUGCAGUUUUGUCGAUAUGUGUGGAUAAGAUGGACGAGGCCACAGGAUGUAGAUUUAGAAGAUGUCUUUUGCUGUUAGUGAGUAUGACUAAAAAAAGGCUAUGGAGUGAUGGAAGUAUUUUGAAGAAGAAUACAGAGUUGGUAUGCAAGAUAUUUGAAGUGAUGAGCAAGAUCAAGAUGAAUGAGGAGAUAUUGAAGCUUGUAGCCGAAUUCGGUGGUAUUUUUAAAGAGGACAAGGAUGCGAUGCUUGGCUUUGAUGUGAAUCUUGAUGGGGUGAUAGGCAUGUUUGCGAAGGAGAUUGACUCUGAAUGGUUUGGGCAUGUUGAGGAGUUUGUAGAAAACACGUCUAGGCAUUUUGGAUCAAGAUAUAUGGAUGCAAUGCUUGAAGAGAUAAGGAAGAAAAUGGAUGAGUUUAAGAAGAUUAUUGAAGAUGGAGUUUGGAUUGGAAGGUAUACGAAUGCACAAAGAGUGUUUUUGCGGCUUUGGAAGCUAUUAGCGAACGUGCUUGCAAAGGCUGAUGAAAUUGAAAGUGAGCAAGACGAAGUUCUUAUUGGGCUGGCGACUGAUCUGUUUUGGACGAUGUUUUUCAAAUGUCAGGAAGGAAGGACGUGUGUCGAGGACCUGAUAAAUGUGUCGGAUAUUUUUGAGUCUUUUUUUGCAGCUGGAAAGGCAGUUGAAUUAAGAAGAGGCAGGGACGGAAGCGUGGCGUUUAAAGACUUUUAUACGGACGUGCUUUUCAAGCAAUCGAAGCAAAUCAAUUUGCUUGUUGAGGAGAAACCUGAAAGGUUUUUUAAGAGCUUCAGCGGAUUUAUAAAUCGAUCGAUAUUGACGUUCAGCAACAAAAAGAGAUAUUUGUGUAGGAAGUUGCGUGUAGAAGGAGCAGACAAAUUGUCUGUGUUCUAUAAGGUGUAUGUUGACAGGGACGAUGUUCUUCGCAGUUCGUACUUCCAGGUGAUGGCAAAGAGUCCUGAGGAUUUUCGGACAAAGCGGUUUGAAAUCAAGCUUGCAGGAGAAGAGGGGCUGGACUACGGAGGAAUAACAAGGGAAUGGCUUUUGCUGCUUUCAAAGGAUCUACUUGAUCCAAACUUUGCACUGUUUGAGUUUUCGACCGAAGACAAGACGGUGGCUGUUCCAUGUAAGAACAGCCAUGUGAAUCCGGAGCAUCUUUCAUAUUUCAAGUUUGUUGGGAGAAUAAUGGCAAAGGCUGUCAUGGAGGGCUCUUUCUUGAAUCUUCAGCUGCCGAAGUUUAUAUACAAGCACAUUCUUGGCAGAGCAUGUGGUUUAGAAGAUCUGGAGGCUGUUGACAAUGAGUUCUACAAAUCGCUUAUAUGGAUAAGAGAUCACAUUGUUGAUGAAUCACUGGGAUUGACGUUUUCAUUCACUGAGGCAAGCUUUGGAGUGCACAUAACGACGGAUCUGAUUGAUAAUGGACGAGAUGUGCUUGUUUUGGAGGAAAACAAGAAAGAAUAUGUGCGAGCAGCUGCACGGCACAGGCUUUUCAACGGAAUAGAGGCGCAACUCUCAGCAUUCAAAGCAGGGCUGUUUGAGAUUCUUGGAGAUGAUGCAUUAGAUAUGUUUGAUGAAGAUGAGCUUGAGCUGCUUGUUUGUGGCGUUCCUGAGAUAAAUGUUGAUGAUUGGAAAAGUAACACUCUUUAUUACGGAUACACAGAAAACUCAAAGACAGUCAUUUGGUUCUGGAAGGCUGUUAAAUGCUUCAGCUCGGUUCAGAAAGCGAAGCUAUUGCAGUUUGCCACCGGAACAUCAACGCUACCGUUCGAAGGAUUUUCCAAUCUACAGGGAAACAAUGCGAUACAGAAAUUCUCAAUCCACAAGAUGUCUGAUAGAAUAGACUGUCUGCCUACUGCACACACGUGUUUCAACCAGCUUGUGCUACCUUCGUACUCUUCGUAUGAAACAAUGCUGAAGUGCCUUACAAUAGCAAUUGAUGAGUGCUCUACAGGAUUUGGGUUUAUAUAA
Molecule: messenger RNA, 7389 nt
Organism: Ordospora pajunii
Lineage: Eukaryota; Fungi; Microsporidia; Ordosporidae
Product: ubiquitin-transferase
Exons: 1
Coding region: 1-7389 (2462 amino acids)
Biological process (GO): protein polyubiquitination
Molecular function (GO): ubiquitin-protein transferase activity
Source: RefSeq, a predicted model, not a curated record